Messenger RNA from Heterotrigona itama, 3479 nucleotides. Lineage: Eukaryota; Metazoa; Arthropoda; Insecta; Hymenoptera; Apidae. The record is from the annotation of a GenBank genome assembly.
AUGAAUCGACGUAAUUUCGAAUUGUUAUUUCUAUAUUUCACGUUGAUCGUUAUCGGUGAGUUCGUGCAACGAAGGUCGUCGUAGUUUUGCAAUUUCCAUUCCAAAAUGGAAAUGUAAUUUUUAUAUGGCGAAUGUGAACAUCUAUAAAUCUAGAUGCAAAAAAUGAAUAUGGUUUAUCGCGUUAUCAAACAUUUCAGCGUUAUCACGUACAAUCAAUUCAGAGUCAGCGACAGGAUCGGAACAUCGAAUCACAAAUUUCUCGUACGUUCUCCAAAGUGUGACACUUUCAAGGCCGUGCAUUUUGGCAAAUAUGACAAUUACGAUCAAGGUUCCAUAUAAAACGCAGGAGAAUAAGAUCGAUUAUAUAUCUUUGAAAGUUCCACAAAAUGCAACAAUAGAGGGCCAUUGUUCAAUUGUAAUAUCAGAUAUGAAACUAACUUGGAAGGAUGGAAAAGCCAAGCCAAAUGAUAAAGAGAACUCAAUUAAAUUUACAUUCAUCAACGAUCACACAAAUUUCUCGCUUUUCUCCAUUGACCUUAAUAUUUACCGAGAUGAGGGAAAUUUCAAGAAUGCCACGGACGUAAAGCAAUGGUUUAAUGCGACGUCAGAUAAAGAUCUUUACUUAUUCGUCGCGUCCGUUAAAAACGAGAUCCAUAGGUGCAAUAACGAAACGAUACAGAAGGUCGGAGAGGGGGAAAUACAUAUGAACAGUGUUUCAUUGAUCGCAUUCAAUAGAGACUAUGAUCUUUCGUCGCGUCAAGAAAACAAAUGUUCUCGAAAAACGGGAACUAAAACGUUCCCUUACGUCACAAGCAGUGGGGAUAAGUAUUGUACAAUGGCAAGGAUGUCAAUUUUUAUGGAAGUACCGUACAAAACGAAAAACGAUACGAAGAUUGCAAGCAUAACAGUUCCAACGUUCGCUUCCAAAGUUAAUGUCAACGGAGGUUGUUCUGCUAACUUAGUUAUGAUGCAAUUAAUUUGGCCUGUAUCCUCGAACAAUAGUCAGGCAAAUGCGAACGAGAAACAGAAUUCAAUUUCGUUUCUUUUCUUCAAAAACGAAACGACUAGCACGAUAUAUAACAUUAAGAUCGAGAUUUUCACGGACGAGACACAGUUUAAGGACGUCGAGAAGGUAGGUGAAAAAAUUGUGAUAGACACGGGAUUCGAUGCUUCUCUGUUUCCGGCACCUGCCGAAAAUGGCAUCUACAGUUGUCCAAAUGAAACUAAAAUUACGAACGACAACGGCAACGUAACCAUAAGCGACGUCCUCUUGGUCGCGUUUGACGCCGAGAAAGAUUUCUCCUCGAAGAAAGUGAUCGAUUGUAGAGGUUUUCUCUUCGAAGAUGACUUCAACUAUAUCAUAAAGGAAAAGGAUACGAACAUUCCCUGUACUGUGGCGAACAUGUCGAUCACUGCGACUCUGCACAAGGAUGGUCAAGAAUUACAUGUUCCAUCUAACGCUGUCGCAACUGGUAUCUGUAAAGCUAAGUAUUCUCAGAUGACACUAAGCUGGCCAAGUAAUACUAAUGCAACGAAUAGUAUUACAUUUCAUAUCGGUCAAAAUAAGACUCACUUCUUCGUUUUCCAAAUAGCAGCUGCUAUCUACGACGAUAAAAAUAAGAAAAUGAUAAAUGGCGAGUCGUAUAUUGGCAUCGAUCUGUUUUCGGCAGCUGCGACUAACGGAUUUUAUCGUUGUCCAAAUUCUAUAGACACAGAACUUGACGACAUCCGUCUAACAAUAACCGAUGUCGUUUUUAUCGCAUUCUAUACCGACGAAAAUAUAUAUUCACCGAAAGUGACAGAGUGUCCCAAAUUGGAUCCAAAUUCAACAACUUCAACAGUACCAAGUUCGCCUACUACUGAACCAAUUCCAACAAAUGCAACAGUAUCAAGUUUGCCUACUAUUGAACCAAAUUCAACAAUUUCAACAGUAUCAAGUUCGCCUGCUACUGAACCAAAUCCAACAAUUUCAACAAUAUCAAGUUCGUCUGCUACUGAACCAAAUCCAACAAUUUCAACAAUAUCAAGUUCGUUUGCUACUGAACCUGAGCCUAAUCAUAAUGCGAUAGAUUAUAAUUAUUUUGUGACAUCUGCACCAAAUGUAUAUUGCAUUGCGGCAAAUAUGUCGAUUUCUAUAGAAAUACCUUACAAAACGAAAGAAGACAAAGACACAAAGGCAACUUUGAACGUGCCGAUUAAUGCCACUGUGACUGGCAAGUGCGAGAAUCAAUGGUCGACGAUGGAAUUAAAUUGGACAGCGAGUUCAAACAAUACAGAAAACAAUACGUUUACGGUGAACUUUGAGAAAGAUGAUUCGAACUAUUUCAUUAGCUCUAUGAAUCUGUCUAUUUAUCCAGAGGACCAUCAUUUCCCUGGACAUGAUACUACGGAUAGAUACAAAUUUAACACGGAGAGGAUCCAUAUAUUCCCCGCUCCUCUGAACAAGCUCUACAAAUGCGCUGACAAUCCUUCGGUGACGGCUAAAAACGCCAAAAUAUCCAUCACUAACGUUACUUUGAUAGCGUUCAAUACCAACGAGAAAAUCACUACGGACUCAGUGAACUGUGUUCCAGCCAACGAUACAACAGAAAGUAAUGUCGGAGCCAUAGUGGGAGGUAUUAUCGGAGGUUUAAUUGUCCUUGUUGCACUUAUAGCUCUAUUUGUAGUGUGCAGAAGGAGAAGGGGAUACUGAGAUAACAAUAAACGAAAGUACCGUUUGAUAGUAAUAAAAGAAAGCACUACUGUACAUUAAUGUAAUAAAUAUGUCUAUAUUAUAUUUAUUCGAUGUAACGAUUUUUAAACGUAAAAAAUAAUUUCGUAAUUUUAAGCAUUCAGGCAACAGCGAUCUUGAAAUUCUUCAAGUUGCUCAAUUCGCUUUAAGAACACGUUGUCAUUGGAAUGAACAUUCCAACAAACAUCCUCGAACCCGUACGAUCUAACAACUGACACAUGGCUCUGGGAAACUCGUAUUCGUUAAUUAUAACGCUUUAGGAAACAAUUCCAGUUCCGUUACGGUUACGCCCACCCCAAUUAUCUCGUUCACUUGUCAAACUUCGAUAUGCAUUCGUAGCGUGAGUACGCUCGUGUGAAUCGAAAAAUCGAUUUGAACGUCGAAAUGUUGUCCGAUAAUUUCAUACACGUCGAAGACAAAGUUAAUUGGAUUGGGCAAAUAAGUUUGCAUAGAAAAAAACAACAAUAACGUUAUAAAUAAAAAAUAUACAUAAAUUUUCUUCGUCGAAUAGAAGGAAUUUUUUAUUCUGUAAAAGCGUCGUUCGGAACGUAAAAUAAAACCGGAAAAAGAUCGUAUUUCAUAAGAGUUUUCAGGUGAAGUAACAUCAAAACGUUGGACACACCCCUCCGUUUAGUUAUUUGGAUAUCAUAUCUUGGACAGCAGAUGCCGUAAUAAAAUCCACGAUAAUCAGCGUUAAUUGCUGGCAGGAGGAUAUUUACGAUCGUUUUAACUAUCUACCUAUCGAUCG